Messenger RNA from Babesia bigemina, 6213 nucleotides. RefSeq lists its product as hypothetical. The coding region runs from base 1 to 6213 and encodes 2070 amino acids. The transcript has a single exon. The record is from RefSeq and is a predicted model, not a curated record. Lineage: Eukaryota; Apicomplexa; Aconoidasida; Piroplasmida; Babesiidae.
AUGUCAUCCUUCACCUCCCUUCUGACUGUGUCCAUCGACUGGUUGAUCCAGGUUAGGUAUGCGAAUGGUGGCAAUGGUGAUGGUCUUACCAAGUUGUCUCAAGCUUUGAAAAAGUUGAUUGAGGAGGCUAUAGGUAACGCUACUAAGUCCCUCCAAUCCGAAAAAAAGAAGCUUUCUUGCCCCUUCAAAUACUCUGAUACUGAGACUUAUUGUCAGUACUACGAGAAGCAGAUUAAGCACUGUGAGGAAGAGCUUAAUAAACUUCAAUCUCAACAACCUAAGAAACCUAAUAAUGAAUACGAAAAAAAUCUCUUAACUUCCACAAAACAACGUUGCGAUGAUGCUAAAAAAGCCUGUAUAAAGGCUCACCAAAAACAUCCUCCAUCUGCUGCCUUGAAGUCUGUUGACUCCAAGAUUGUCCAGCUUGGUGAAUUGGCUGGGCAGCUUGGCGCUUUUGUUGGUGAAAGUGAUGUUGUUAAGAAAGCCGUUGAGAAUGCUAUUAUCGCUGUAAUUAACAGUAAUGAAGAGCUUAAAAAGCUUUACUCUCCUUAUGUUACUAAGCUUUCUGAGUCUGUCAACUCUGGUGGCAAGGCUGAUGACACCGGUGAAAUUGGUCAACUUCAAGUUGAAGUGUCUCGUAAAAUUACUGAAAUUACUAACCAAAUUAAGCAACUUAAACAGCAAAAUAAGCUUAAUAAUAACUCUCUUCCUUCCCCCUCUCCCUCUGCUGAGCUAGCCAAAUUGCAGUCCAAGUUGGACGCUUUGAAGAAAGUGGAGGAGCUUUGUGAAAAUUAUGAGAAACUUAAAACUAUGCCAAAUGAGCCUAAAAACCUUUUAGAGAAUCUUUGUGACGGCCUUCAGACUUUCCUCGGCUUCAACAAAGACUCCAAAGGCUACGACGGCACUGGGAUAGUGUACUCUGACUUGGAUAGGCUGUGUGACGGGGUGAUGGGAUUUUUGAGUGGUGUUCUCAGUGCGGUGAAAGAUGAUGAAGCAGUUAAAACGUACGAUAAUAUGAUGAGUAAUAAGCUUGAAAAGGUACUAGAAGAGGUAAAUAAAAAAAUUGGCACCGGGCGUGAUGGGCUUGCGGCGUCUGUCGGCGCAUUGAAGGGGUGGUUGGGGAAAUAUCUCCUUGAAUUAGGUAAGCGAACUAGUACAGUCACAGGGCAUUUAGGUACACUUUGUGAUGAGAUCGAGAGGACGCAUAUCAAAUCGGUGUCAAUGAAGAAGGAUCGUAAACUGGAAGAACAGUUGCAAGAUUGGAAGAACAUCAUCCAAAUAAUUGAACAGCACAUAAAUAACAUAAAUACAGAACACGUUAAUAAAUUGGAUAACACAUUAAAAAACAACGUAAUGCGUGAAAUUGAACCAAUAAUCAACGUCGUAAAACAUCUAAAAGAUGUGAGUGCCGACGACGUGCUCAGAUGUCAAGCCGUGAAAGUGGACAAUGAAUUGCUGAAACAAAAAAAUAUAUUAGAAGCUGCGAUUCAUAUGAACAGUGACGAUGUGCAGAAAACGUUAAGAAAUGGAAUUGAUGAAGUUGUGAAUCAUAUAAAUACAUUGAACGAUAAGAGGAAACAGCAGAUUCAAUAUCUGGACGGCGUUAUCGCAACAGCAGAUCAGCAAGCCCAAAUACUUCUUGACGAAUAUCGAAACAAAUAUACAAAUGGGAUUGAUGGGAUGUUUGCAGAUCUUCACGGUAGUAUAAAAGAUAUUGAAGCAAAUAAGGCGGGUGUAGAAAACGAUGAUAAUAGUAGAUGCCCACUUGAAAAGCAAAUUGAGGUAGUAAAAAAAGCAGUUGAGAGCAUUGAAGAAGCAUAUAAAAGCCGGUUGAAAAAGGUAAAAACGGCGGUAGAUAGUGCGGUAGGCACGACUAGAGGAACAAUCAGGGGGCUCGGCUUGGGACUCAUUAGGGAUUUGAGAAGUUUGAAAAAAAAGGUGGAACAAUAUAUUAAGGCGUAUGUUAAAGGGUUGAAGGAAGCAGGUAUGGAAAAAUUGGAAUGGAAGGUGAAAAAUGAUUUGAGAAUCUUGAAUUCGUGUAUCUAUACUAAGGUCACGGAGUAUAUUGAGGCGGAUAUGGGACUAGACAUUAAGAAUGCGCUGAAAGCGAUGACCGAUAAGAUAUCGGGUGGCGAUACUGAGAAUGGUCCUUUAGAUUUGAUUGAAGUCGGCGUUGCGAAGUACGUUGAUAAAUUCACUCAGAAGAAUUUUGGAAAUCAAAUUUUGGAACAGUGGUUAAAACAGAUAUUGCAAAGUAAACAAGUCAAGACUUCGCUGUGGUAUUAUGCCAGUGAUGACUGGCAUCAGCAGUCAGAUCCUUACAAAAAUAACGGAACCAGCGAGCAGGCUAUUGCACAGGCAAUCGUAAAACAGCUUACUGAAGAAAUGCAAGCUGCCACCAGAUUGGUCACAGAUAGGGAGGUAAGUGUCACUCAGAAUUUGAAUAAUAUUAGAUCCUGUCUAACAACAUUUGCUCAGAAGAUUCAAAAUCGAAUCAUGCGAAACGACCUGGGAGAAAUUGCCUCAAAUAUAUUAGGUGCGGUUGACUCGAAUGUUAAAAAGACCAGUAGUAAAGAAGCCUCUCAUCUCAUACCAGCAGUGGACAUCAUUUUCCAACAGCUUCAUGGAAUGGCAAAACAAGUUUCGGAUGCUGUGGAAAUGCUUCUGAGGGACUGCACAUUUAAUAACGUAGACGGUGCAAUAUUAGCGGUGGAAGGACUUCCGGAAGAUCUGAAAAACGAGGUUGCCAACAAAGGUAAUGUCAAACCUAACACACUGGGUGAUACAAUUAAAAAGACGUUAGAAACAAAGGUGAAGGUGGCUAUCGGUAUGGGCGGCUGGGAUUCAGAUAUAAAACUUGGUGAGAAUAGGCUCAUGGAUGAAUUCAUCAGCGCGUACGAGAAACUCUUGAAAGCCUUCGAGACCAAAGAUCUCGAUAGCAAAAUUGAAGUAUUGUUUAAAGGGCUUCGGUUGGGAGAGGAUGAAAAAUUCAAAGACUUGAUGACAACAUAUGCCGGCGAAAAUGGUAUUUCGAAGGUAUGCAGCCAAAUCGAUGCAAUGGAGCAGGCGGUGAGCACUGAGGGUUUCCAACUAGCCAAAAAUGGCGCAGCGGAUUUUAAUCCCGAUGAUAUGUCAGGUUACAACGAUGUUGGCACUGGUGCCAAGCGGACGUAUCUAGCUGCCGUCGAAACCGUAAAGACCACCAUCGACAACCUCGAAAACAUUCCCGGUUUUGUAGAAGAUAAGAGAAAAGCGGCCUGCAGUAAGAUGGAGGAAUUGAGACAGAAAAUCGAAGGAAUUCAAGGCAGAAUAUACGGUGUUAAAUUGGCAGUCUCACAUGCUAACGACGCAUUGUCGGCAGCCAUAAAUGCUGUUAGUGAAGCAUUGAUUAUAGCCUCGAAGAACGCCAUGAAUGCGAUUGAAUCGCUACGUGUCUCACUAAUCGGAAAGGUCACGGAAGCGUUGGACGACGUGACUGAACAAGUACAGAAGUUGUUUGCAGAGCAACAUGUGGUGGAAUUGGCAACUCUGCAAAAAUUAGCGGAGGAACAAAAAUCGAGAAUUGUAACAAUAAUAAAAAAGGACGAAACCACUGUAAUUAAAGGUCUGAUUAAGACGAUGGUAGACCAACAUGCAACGCUGGAUAAAAUGAUCACGGAUGUAGCCUCGUACAGUCCUGAGAAUUUCAAUGCCGCUGUCUCAAAAACCAAAGAUUAUUUGAAUAGAGUAUUAGUCUACAUUUGGAAGGACAUACAAAAGGGACUCGCAUCUCACGCUCCACAAAGAGAGCGGUAUAGAACUUAUGUUGAGCAUAUCAAACAAGCUAUCAACGACAUGCUUGACCGUAUUUAUACUUCAAAGCAUUUCGACGAUGAGUUUGUCCAAUUACGUGGUAAACUAGACGGCUUUCUUCAGAAUUUGUCGCCUCGAGAUUACGGCGCCAUGGCAUAUGCUGUCAUGGAUGCCCUCAAGCAUGGCCUCAUCGGCUUGACUCAUGAACUUGACAAGGCCUACGUCAACACCUACUCCGGCAAACAGUACGCGGACGCCGACAACGCCAAGUACGCCAAAGUAUGCUUCACGGCGUUAUCCAUUCUGAAGAAGAUUCUAAGUGAGUUGAGAAAGCGGUCAGGCAAGAAAUCAGAACAUGACGGUUUCAAGGAUCAACAGAUACGCAAAUACACUGCGCUAGGAACGCUGCUAGGUGACGAGGGUUUCGUCGUCUCCGAUCCCGACGAGCAGAACGGAGAAUUGCAAGAUAAACGCACCAUGACUGGUGAACAAAUUAAGGGUCUCAUUAUUGGCACCGCUGAUGAACACGUCUAUACAAGCCUGGAUGACGUUCGAGAUGGUGGUUCACUUAAAGCGCUUUACGAGUGCCUCGAAACGUAUUUCCGUGUCACGCACAUCAAUCCACCUCAGAAGCCUAAAGCGCCGUGCAGCGUGUAUGAGACACUUUGCUGGUUCAGCAGUUUCCCUUACACUCCCGUAUAUCUCGAUUUGACGUCUGACGGAUUUGGUGAGCUAAUCGGCAAGACUGACAAGGCGGGUUCCAAGGACACUGGUGAUGACUUCAUCACCUUCGAAGACUUCGGCAGUCAAUCUAAGGAUGCAUAUCCGGAAGCUAUCACUGUCGGUCACUUAUCUGACUGCCUCACAGAAGUAUGCCAUUAUUCGCACGAUUUGCUUACCACUAUCCAAGGCCACGGUCACGCGGGAGGCAUCUACGCUUGCGACUUCAACGUUAACCCGCACGGUUUAGUAUACCCGUCUGACAUGAAUUCGCUGCUCUGUCUGCUGUUCGAGUUACUGAAACGCCUGCACUACCAGCUCUACGUACUAUACCAACAGUGCUCAUAUGAGUCCGAUCUUGGAGGCUGGCGUGACUGCUGGUAUGGCCAGGGAAUAUAUGGAUCGGCGUGGAAGUGCAAUGCUCUCCAAUGCCCCAACCAAGACUGCGACCAAAGCUGCAACCAAACAGCUAACCAAAAGUGUAGGCAAAUACCUAAGUGCGGUGUAAAAUCACCACUACAAUCGUUCCUAGAGGACGGGUUGCAAGGGUACCUGCCUCACUCUCUGAAAUCCGAAAGAGGUCAAAUUAAGUGCUCACUUAGCGGCCACUCUGGCAUCCCAUGUGCGACACCGAUGGGAUUUGCUGACAUCGAAACGGUGGCGUCACGUCGGCUGACCGGUGACAGUCUAACAAACGUGCUUGCCGAAAUGUGCGGAGACGAAUCAUCUCCACUCAGCAAACUAUGUGCGCAUAUGAACUGUCUGCUGGCAAGUGCCCCCAAAGCAUUGGGUGAGAUGUUCGGAUUUUACCUUAAUUUCCUCGGUGGCUGGAACGAUAUCAAUGAUAACAAGGGCCAGGUUCAUAAGAGAAAUGCCUUCGAAACAGCCGUAAGAGCGGCCAAUUUCGAAAAUGAAGCAACUGAUUUGGAUAUUACACCAAUAUUCCGUCACCGUGGCCAUGGCUCCGGCAAAAAUGUGAAACAUCUUACUGGUGACCUAUACUCCCUUGUGCAUUGCAACGGUAAUCCAUCGUCCGUCGCAUCCCACCCCUGCGGACCGUACCUGCGACCCAUCUGUCAAGAUACCUGCAACACUUAUACAGAGAAAGACGCCGACAAGUAUCUUUCGUGGAUAGUGUAUCUGACAGAAACGUUCUAUGACCUACUUAAAAAGUUGUAUGAGGAGUGCUCCGCGAACUGCGACUCGAAAGGUUCGAGGUGCCGCACUAGUAAAUGCAAACCAAAUUGCACAGCGAGUAGUCGUCCAGCAGGUGACGGAUCCGCUCACACGGAAGAUUGCAAUUCCAUUGUGCAAUGUAAGAAGAUGCGUCCGACAUUGCUCAAAUAUGGAUUCGUACAUGGAGACUGCACAACCCUGUCCACCACGCCGACCAAGCGAACGUGCAAAGACAUGUGUAUGGUACUGAAAUCAGUAGUUAUCGGUGAGUGCAAACUGGGCGAUCUAGUUUACGUAACAAUUCCAGAAUUUUUAUUCACCAUCCGCGCACCAUUCAUCUGGCUCAACGUCGCACUCUGGCUCCUCUCCUUCCUCUACCUGCUCCACAUCAUGGUCAUCCGCCUAGACCUCCUCCACAUCAAAUCGCAUCUACAUAGUCCCUCGAGUCAUCGCAUCGCUGCUCAAUCACUACUCGCUGCUGCACGUGUUAACAAGCUUAACAGAGUGUUUUACCUGCAACCAUAA